Ipomoea triloba (trilobed morning glory) is the source of this 2108-nucleotide messenger RNA. Its product is annotated as exocyst complex component EXO70H1. NCBI's taxonomy places the organism in Eukaryota, Viridiplantae, Streptophyta, Magnoliopsida, Solanales, Convolvulaceae. Gene Ontology annotation, molecular function: phosphatidylinositol-4,5-bisphosphate binding. Bases 50 to 1981 code for a protein of 643 amino acids. The record is from RefSeq and is a predicted model, not a curated record. Gene Ontology annotation, biological process: exocytosis. Gene Ontology annotation, cellular component: exocyst. The transcript has a single exon.
AAUACAGCAAGGCCCUCCCUGACCAAUUCUCAGCAUCUUUGAGAGUGCAAUGGCGAUUCUUGAUACCAGGAAAGAGAAAUCAUUGCCCUCAACGCCGAGGAGGAUGAGAGCAGAGCUCUUUGCUUCAUCAAAAACCAAAUCUUCCCUCUCUUCCUUUUCGGGCCAUUCACCACCUGCAACACCUCCCCACACUUUUUCAGAGGCAAUGAUGGAGGAAAACAUUGAUAAUGCCGAGGUGCUUAUCAAGAAAUGGGAUCCUAAUGGGUCCUCCUACGGGAAACUGUUCCAAGAAAACAGAAAAGAAGCCAAGGAAUUCGUCAGAUGUGUGAAGGAGUUGAGAAGGGCCAUGCACUUCCUGGUUUCACAGCAUUCGAGUUCUGGCAAGCUUGUUAAAGCUCAGAACUUGAUGCACAUGGCCAUGGCAAGACUCGAGAAGGAGUUUUAUCAGAUAUUGUCUGCAAAUAGACAGUAUUUGGAUCCAGAAUCAGUGUCCAGUAGAUCCUCUCACCUGUCACAGUCACUUUCAACUGAUUCAGAGCAAGAAGAUGGUGGUUGCUCAGAUAAUGAGAUUCAGGAAGCUGGUGAAUCCAUAUCCAAGGUGGAACGGUUGUCUGUUCUAGCUAUGUCUGACCUCAGGCUGAUUGCUGACUGUAUGGUCAGCUCAGGUUAUGCCAAAGAGUGUGUUAACAUAUAUAAAAUCAUCAGAAAGUCAAUUGUGGAUGAAGGGCUCUAUCACCUUGGAAUUCAACAGUACAGCUCAUCCCACAUCAGCAAGAUGAGUUCAAAUGUUCUUGAGGAUCAGAUAAAGAACUGGCUAAAUGCAGUGAAAAUUGCAGUGAAGACACUCUUCCAUGGCGAGAGGUUUCUCUGUGACCAUGUCUUUUCUGCAUCUCAGACCAUGAGAGAAGCAUGUUUCACUGUCAUAGCAAAAGAAGGAGCCACUAACCUGUUCAGAUUCCCGGAACUUGUUGCGAAGAGCAAGGGAUCACCUGAAAAAAUGUUCCGGCUAAUGGACUUAUAUGAGGGGAUUUCAGAGCUAUGGCCUGAGAUUGAGUCAAUCUUCUCAUAUGAAUCAGUCUCAGCAGUCAGACUGCAAGCUCUCUCCUCUCUUCACAAACUCUGCAGUUCAGUCCAAACACUACUUUCUGAGUUCGAGUCAUCUAUACAUAAGAACUCAUCGAGAACGCCAAUUCUUGGUGGAGGGAUUCAUCCAUUGACCAUUUCAGUGAUGGAUUUUGUAUCAUCCCUGGGAGACUAUAGCGAUGUACUCUAUGACAUAAUUGGUGACUCUGCUGGAUCUCCUGCACGAACACCAUUUCCAGAAUCAUACUUUGAGAGCCCUCCAAGUGCCUCUGAGACUCCAACUUCAGCAGUAUCUGCCCGACUUGCUUGGAUCAUCCUCGUACUCCUCUGCAAACUCGACAGCAAAGCUGAGCUCUACAAUGAUAUUGCUUUAUCCUAUCUUUUCCUAGCCAACAACCUCCAAUAUGUAGUGGAGAAAGUAAGGUCAAGCUUCCUCAAGUGUCUCCUUGGUGAUAACUGGGUUUCAAAACUUGACAGGAAGGUGAAAUCAUAUGCAGCAAACUACAAAGCAAUGGCGUGGGCAAAAGUGUUUUCAUGUCUGCCAGAGAUAUUGGAUCCAUCACUAUCCCCUGACAGUAUAAAGGAGCAUUUUAGACAAUUCAGUGCUGCCUUUGAAGAGGCAUACCGGAAACAGACAGCAUACGUGGUUCCUGAUGGGAAGUUACGAGAUGAAAUAAAAUUGUCAGUAGCAAAAUUACUCGUACCAAUGUACAGGGAAUUCUAUGAUACAUACCUGGAAGUACUGAGCAGUGAAAAGAACUUGGAGGUGAUGGUGAGGUAUUCUCCCGAUAAUUUGGGAAACUACCUGUCAGAUUUGUUCCAUGGGGCAUCAAUGUCAAGGAGUUCAUCAUCAUCAUCUUUAUCAUCAAAUUCCCGUGUACCACGGUGCCUUAAUUAAGUCCAGGCACUUUACAGCAUCUGGAUCUUGUGUUAUUUUCAUGUAAACAAAUGUACAACUGUUUCUAGAUUCAAGCUGUAAGUUCUUGCUAUAAAGAAACUGUCUCUCAGUGGAUUCAAUACCAAAA